This is a messenger RNA of Hydra vulgaris (swiftwater hydra), 456 nucleotides long. NCBI's taxonomy places the organism in Eukaryota, Metazoa, Cnidaria, Hydrozoa, Anthoathecata, Hydridae. The record is from RefSeq and is a predicted model, not a curated record.
AUGGGGUAUAAAAGUGCAGAAGAUGCUUUUGAUAAUGCUGCAGAAAAUGGUCAACUUGAAAUAUUAAAAUAUUUGCAUGAAUUAGGGUAUAGAGGAGACGAAUGGACAAUUGAUAAUGCUGCAAAAAAUGGACAUCUUGAAGUAAUUAAAUAUUUGCAUGAAUUAGGGUAUAAAAGUUCAAGAUAUGCAAUUAAUUAUGCUGCAGAAAAUGGUCAUCUUGAAGUAUUAAAAUAUUUGCAUGAAUUAGGGUAUAAAGGUACAAAAGAUGCAAUAGAUAAUGCUGCAGAAAAUGGUCAUCUUGAAGUAUUAAAAUAUUUAUAUGAAUUAGGGUAUAAAGGUACAAGAUAUGCAAUUAAUUAUGCUGCAGAAAAUAGUCAUCUUGAAGUAUUAAAAUAUUUACAUGAAUUAGGCAUCUCAAAACCUACAGUUGUUUUGAGACUUCCAUUAUAUGCAUAG